GGUACGAUGGUACGAAACAGAAAAUAAAUUAGCAAAGAUAGAAAUAUUAACUUAAUAUCCAAACCAACCCACAAGUCCGGUUUGAUGGUUAGGCAAACUCUGCCAAACCGGGUUAACUACGGCUGGUAUUCAUAGUUGUUCCUUGUGAUUUGAGGGUGACUUAUUUUGAAUAAUUUGUUUCAUAGUGAAUUUUCAAUGUUUCAAAGGACGACAAAUCAUUCCUUAUCUCAAGGCAUGUCCGGAUGUCCCUUGAGAUGUAUUAGUAGCUACAGUUAAAGAAAAUGGAAAAUGACGAAUUUUAUGAGGAUGUGGGUGAUGAUGUUAUAAAUAUACUAAUUCCACGUUUUCCUAAGAGAUAUUUAAGAAACUAUGAAAACCCAUUGGAAUUUUACGAUGAAUGCCAGUUUCAGAGAAGAUAUAGAUUUUCUAAAGAUAGUACAAUACAUAUAUUAUUUCCUUUAGUAGAAACGACACUGCAAACUGUUAACAAUCGUGGUUUGCCUAUACCACCUUUGUUACAACUUUUAACAGGCCUUCGGUUUUAUGCUACAGGUAGUUUUCAGCUGGUAUGUGGGGAUCUACGUGGGAUAAGCCAAGCGACAGUAUGCAGAAUUAUUAGAAAAAUUUCUAUACAUUUUGCAGAACUACUAGGUGAAUAUAUAAAAUUUCCUCAAAAUAUGGAACAACAGCGGGCAAAUAUUGCUUUGUUCUUUAAUAUUGCUGGAUUUCCAUCGGUUGCAGGGUGUGUGGAUGGUACGCACAUUCCAAUUGCUAGUCCAGGAGGCAACAACGCAGAAGUGUACCGAAAUAGGAAGGGUUACUUUUCCCUAAAUGUACAGGUCAUUGCUGGACCUAGAAGAGAAAUAUUAGAUAUUGUAGUUCGUCACCCAGGGUCCACCCAUGACAGUGUAAUUUUUGAUAGAAGUUCUGCACGUGUACGUUUUGAAUUACGAGAAAUACAAGGAUUACUAUUGGGUGAUAAUGGUUAUCCUCACGCCCUUACCUUAUGACACCUUUGCUGAAUCCAAAUACUAAUUCAGAAGUUCGAUAUAAUAAUGCACAUAAGUCUACAAGAAAUAUUGUUGAAAGAGUUUUUGGGAGCUGGAAAAAAAUCUUUCCCUGUAUUCAUUUUCCUUUAAGAACUAAAAUAGACACUUCUUUAGCAGUUAUUUGUGCUACUGCUGUUCUUUACAAUCUUUGUAUCAGGUACAGAUUGAAUGUAGAGGAUGAGAUUGAGGAUGUACAAGAUGAAGAUAUCCCUGUUGUUAAUUAUAACGAUGGGAAUGCAGUUGGAGUUGCAUUUAGAAGGGCAUUUAUAAUAACACAUUUUUAAAUAU
Molecule: messenger RNA, 1337 nt
Organism: Anoplophora glabripennis (Asian longhorned beetle)
Lineage: Eukaryota; Metazoa; Arthropoda; Insecta; Coleoptera; Cerambycidae
Product: putative nuclease HARBI1
Exons: 4
Coding region: 282-1010 (242 amino acids)
Source: RefSeq, a predicted model, not a curated record